UUCACCCAUCUCCCUUACCAACGACCCUACGAUCGGAUUCGCGAUCUUUCCAUCGAUUUUGCAUUCAUUCAUUGAUUCUUUCUUUUAAUCCGACUCUCAACCAUCUACUCACCCCUAACUCAUCUCGUUGACGCCCCAUUCUCGCCUGCUCAGUCUCGUUCUCGUGGAGUCAUCCUAAGUCUCCUCCCCUCCUCCACCUCCCAACCCCCUCUCGCUUCCCUUCCCCUCAUUCUCGGGAAACCCAUCAAGCGCUGUAUAUACUCCCCUGGACCGGUGAUUCCUAAUGGCUUUUGGUGGAUCUAAGCACUUCUUUUGAGGGUUUCUUGAUCUCAUCGCCGUGGGCGCCAUCCCUCCGGUUAGGGGUUGAAAUACCACCAUUUGGGCAUCUUCAAGGUCCCCAUCGCCUUGCCUGUUUUCUUUUAUCGAAUCUUUUGGAUGCGAAACACAUCCAUCACGCCUACUUUGAUUUUCUCGUAUCGUUUGACUCGGUAGUCGCUACUCCCGUUCAUCAUGCGGGAAGUCAACUUCAGCAUCCCCAAUGUGAACAAGGCUUCGGUCAACAUCACCACCACCCUUUAUGACCGUCGUGCCCUUGAUUGCACAUCGACCCUCCCACUCAUCAACUCUCUCAAUCACCUGGCAUACCUCACAACCUCGUCGGCACGGAUUAGGGACAUCUUGACGGUCGAUGGCGGCAUCGAAAGACUUGUGUGCAUCCUGAAGGAGGGCAGGAGCAAGGAUUUGAUGGAAAUGUGGAAAUGGAGUCUCGCCUUUCAGUGUGUUGUCAACAUCGGAGUACGAGGCUCGGAAAGUGUGCGCACCAGAGUGGUCGAGGCCGACAUGGUCCCCGUCAUUGCCACUAUCCUGGACAACUACAUCAAGGUGGUGGACAAAGUGCGAUCGCGCGCCGAGCCCGAGUCGCAAAAGCAUGCCUCGAGUCGCCAGGCUAUCAAGCCCGGUUCUUCUAGUCGUGAGGCCCCCGAGCGGACCGCCCCCGUGGAAACGGGCAGCCACGCCGAAGCCCGCCCCUCCUCCCGCCGACAGGCUCCUCCCCCAAGCAUUGAAAUUCCCCAGUCCGACUACCAAGAUAACCAACCGACCGACUCCGAUGCGAUGGACAUCACCUCCCCUCCCCGUGCACCCAUGACAUCACCCCCCGAACGAAGUACGUUCCGACAGGAUGUUCACAACCACCGAGCCCACGAUGGCCGGUUCUCUCGGACGAGCCAUCGCUUGCGAGCGAUGCAACCGCUCGCCACCGCCGUUCCCCCGAUCGAUACCGCCGAAGCCUUUGGUCUACGACCCGUGCGUGAUGCCGAGCGCCUGCCGAGCAUGCUACCUGGGCUGCAAACCGGUAUCAUCUCACAGCCCGACUCUCCGACGACACCCAGUGGACCCAUUCAGUCCCGAAGCAUUCCUCAAGCGGCACCCGCACGGCAGCGGCCCGCAAUUCGGCAGCAAACGUCGGCCUCGGGUGAAUCGGACGAUGCAAAUGGCGAGGACUCGACCAUGGGAGACGAUCCUGUUUUGGGACAGAAUUCAGAUCCCAUCGUUGGACUGCCUAACCGAAUGGAGAUCGACGGUGUCGAUGAACAACAGACGACCAUGAUCGACGAUGUCUCUCCUGCACAUGGCCUGACCGUGACCGAUCCUUCGGAAGAGGGCCAGGAUGCCGAGACCUUCAACAUUGCCCAUCGGUCUGCCGUUGAUGGCAGCAUCAUCAACAACAACGGCACCACGCAACCCAACGGCGGGCUAGGUCUUUCGCCCACUCAGGCUCCGAACAACCCCAACUCCCCAACCCUUGCUCCUAGUCCCUAUGCCAUGUACCUGCGCGAUCGAAACACACCCGCAACCCAGAGCGUUCUUACCACCAUGCCCCGGGAUGAGGAUGUCCUGAUGUCACUGCAGCUCUUGGCUUAUGUAUCCAAGUACUGUAACCUGAGGUCGUAUUUCCAGCGCUCUCACCUCGUGCCCAAGCUCAAGAUCGACCGGGAGUUGCAUCUUCUCGACGAGAAUGCAGACCCGUCUUCUCCCAUUGAGGUUGAGGAGGAGGACGAGUAUCUGCUGCCAGACGAUGUCAAUAUCUUCCCCCUGGUUGAAAAGUUCACCGUUCGGCACCACUCGAAGGACAUGCAGUAUUGGGCCUGCGUGGUCAUGAGAAAUCUAUGCCGCAAGGAUGAGUCUCGAGGCGGCAUCCGUCAAUGCGCGUAUUACAAGUGCGGCAAGUGGGAAGAGUUCCAGCGCCAGUUCGCCAAAUGCCGUCGCUGCCGCCGCACCAAGUAUUGCAGCAAAGACUGCCAAAAGGCCGCGUGGGUCUACCAUCGCCACUGGUGCCAUACUACUCCUUGAUACGAAUCCAUCGCCCUCUACAACCCCUCACCACAUACCACCAAUCCCAUCAUAUCUCCUCCUGCCGAUCUCGAUGUUCGAGUUCUGUUUUUGAUUUUCACAAAUGCAUAUUGGCUCUCGCAUAGCGUCAUAUCGCGUCCACCCUCUAUUGUUUGAUUCAAGGUCUUACGUCUCACUUGCGCAUGGCAUUGCAAAAUCUGGUGGCGUUUCCAAUUCGACAAACAUCACCCCCCAAGAUACCUAUUUUUCCGCAUGUUUUGAAUUUUUCAUUUAGCUUUUCAUCGUCUCUUCCAACAGCUUUACCUCGAACAUGGUGCUUCUUUUAUGUCUUCCCAUAACGUCAAGGCCCGUUAUGAGUGUAUAUUUGUUCUUUGUUCACAUUGUUUCAUGGUGGACUCCGCUGUCUUAGGGGUCCCUCCUUCGUCCGAUCUACCAGGUUUUAUCACCUUGCACACACUGCACUUUUCAUUUUUCUUUUCCCUCGUACUUAAUCGUUCUGUCACGAGUCUCUUAUGUCCGUAAAUGGGCAACACUACCGACCGGUUCGACCGUUCCAGCACGGGAGCAUUCUCCUUGUGCAGUCCCAUCUAUGAUGUCACGUCUUUUGGAGGGUCCUUUUGUUCUGGUCUAUGUGCACUUUGCCUCCAUGGCAGCGGCGUUUUUCUUCUCUCUUUUACUCUCAUUGGCACCGCCGUUUCGAAAUGAAUGAACCCAUUUGCAUCUGAUUUUUCCCCCUCGAGUAGACAAGUAAAUACGAAACCCUAUGAUUGCCUGCUUUCUCACAGUCUCUGCUAUUUCUCCUUUGUAAACCCAUACGUCGCCGCUAGCCUGGACUCCAAAUGCUCCGCCGCAGUCAACGGCCUCUUGCCGGGCUCCAAGCUGCCAGCACCACCUCCAAACCCAACCGCCCCAUCCCCCUUCAACCCACCGGUCUUCUCCCGAUGCGCCGCAACGAUCUUGCUCGGCACUGGCACCAACUCCGUCGUAUCAACGGGAUGACAGAAAUACACCAACGUAUACCGAUCCUGGGGAUUCGGCUUCCGCUGCUCGGCGAGGGGAAAGACCACCCGGUGCACGGUGGACUUGAGCAAACCGUCCGUCCAAUAGCUCAGCAAAUCGCCAAUGUUGACCAAGAUCGGCGGGAAGGGGAAUGCGUCGGGCUUGUCGCCUGGGAUGAUAGGAACGGGGGCCCAGGAUCCCUCGGGCGUGAGGAUUUCGAGGCCCGGUUGGCCCGGCCGUUGGAAGAGGAGGGUUAUACUGCCGUAAUCAGAGUGGGCGCCCGCUCGGACGUCCUUGUCGUGUUUGUAGGAUGCCGUUGCUGGGGAGAAGAUGGAUGGAUAGUAGAGGUAGCGGAGGAUGCCGCCUGUGGGGCCCAGGCUAGGGUCGUGGCGGGUGGUGAAGAAGUCUUUGG
Penicillium brasilianum is the source of this 3763-nucleotide messenger RNA. Lineage: Eukaryota; Fungi; Ascomycota; Eurotiomycetes; Eurotiales; Aspergillaceae. The record is from the annotation of a GenBank genome assembly.